Molecule: messenger RNA, 1569 nt
Organism: Cloeon dipterum
Lineage: Eukaryota; Metazoa; Arthropoda; Insecta; Ephemeroptera; Baetidae
Product: histone H2A
Exons: 1
Coding region: 23-397 (124 amino acids)
Biological process (GO): heterochromatin formation
Cellular component (GO): nucleosome; chromatin
Molecular function (GO): protein heterodimerization activity; DNA binding; structural constituent of chromatin
Source: RefSeq, a predicted model, not a curated record
UCACCGAAAACCGAAACUCAUCAUGUCUGGACGCGGAAAGGGAGGAAAGGUGAAGGGAAAGGCAAAGACCCGCUCGAGCCGUGCGGGACUCCAGUUCCCCGUGGGCCGCAUCCACCGUCUGCUCCGCAAGGGCAACUACGCCGAGCGCGUGGGUGCCGGCGCCCCCGUCUACCUGGCCGCCGUCAUGGAAUAUCUGGCCGCUGAGGUGCUCGAGUUGGCCGGCAACGCCGCCCGCGACAACAAGAAGACACGCAUCAUCCCCCGACACUUGCAAUUGGCCAUCCGCAACGACGAGGAGCUGAACAAACUGCUGUCCGGCGUGACCAUCGCCCAGGGAGGUGUCCUGCCCAACAUCCAGGCCGUCCUCCUGCCCAAGAAGACCGACAAGAAGGCCUAAGCUCACACCGUGCAGGUUCACGGCGAAACCGGCCCUUUUCAGGGCCACCCAAAUAAUUCUCGUUAAUUUACAAAGCAAUACGAGACGUCUCAAACACUAAUUUAAUUUACCUCUAUUAUCAGUGAGACUCUUGUUUAAACUUUAACUGUCCUGCUUAAACAUAACAUAAACGGAAUAGUUCUUUAAAGAUCAGUUUAUUGGAUGGAUGGUUCAUUGCUUUGAAACCUACUUUAACAUACAUCGUAAAUCUCGCGCUCUGAAAAUGAGUGAGCUGUUAGCUGUUUGCGGCGGAUGAGCGAGCAACAACCGAGACCGGUGUAACCCCUCUAACGCAGUGAAGACUGAAGAGAGAAGCAAUAUAUUUGCUUCAAUUAUUUAAUCGGUAGUUCGUCAUGACAGAAUUAAUGAUGGCAUUGAUUUAAUUAGGUUAUUUCUUUGCAAUUUAUUUUAUUACUAAUUCUCAACUUCCUUUCUAAUUAAGUAAUAUUGGAAUUAUAAUGGAGGCAAACGAACAUAAAAAAGCGGCGAAAUUACUUAAAAAUUUUAAAAAUUAUUUCAUUGCUUUGAAACUUUAUUCAGAUGUAUUUGUUGGCCCUGAAAAGGGCCGAUUUUAAAGCCUUGUGUUGAUUUUGAGGCUUUCUUGGAGCUUUGGUGUACUUGGUCACGACGUGCUUGGCUAUUCGGGCGAGAGUUUGAGCCCGGCCACCCCCACAGCUUCAAAGGUGCCGUUGCGAGCAAUGGAAAGUGCGCCAACCUUGCGAUGUUGCUUAAUUAAAAGCGACCGAAAAUCCAAGGUCGCCUCUUCGCCCGCGAUGGUGAGACUGAGCUUGCAGAUUCCUGCACUCAACGCCCGCCGAAUCGCCUGCUCCUGGCGCCAAGAGAAACGCCACCAGCCGGAUGUGGUUUUGAAGAUCCAGCUGUACUGGGUCGCCGGCUCAGGCACAGGACAGCUGAGGAAAUCUUCCGGCGUGGCCCAGAAAUCCAGCGGCAGGAACGCCCGGCACAUUGCGCAGCGUUUUAUUUUGCCCCAACUGCAGUCGAAGCAAAAUAAAUGCCCGCAACAUGGCAAGCGCAUCGGCAUGUCCAGGGCCAGCAGACAGAUGGGACAUCGAGUGUCGUCUGCGGAAACAAAAUCAGAGAAAUCUAUUAGAAAAGGUCGCAAAAAUAAUUUG